GUUAGGGAUGCAAAACUGCUUGGCCAGUGCAGUUCACCAUCAUCUCAUCAUCAGACUCAGACUCACACCAUGCCAAUGCCAAUGCCAAUGGCUAUAUUCAACCGCUACAUCCGAUUCCGAACCGCCACAACUCCUUUCCUAACCGCCAGGCGCAGACUUUCUUCUCUUCCCACCUCCACCGUAACCCUCCGCCUCCGCGUUUCCUCCUGCUCCGCCGCCCUCCGCCACACUCGUACUGCUGCGAGCCUCAGGAGAAGCACUGUAGCUCUACCCUUCUGGCACCAGCAGAGCUCCACUUACGGGCGUUUUGCCUACCAGGACGAGUCCAGUGAUGAGGAUUCCGAUGUCGAAUUGGCUCCUUCUCAGCAAAAACAAUUGGGCGAAUCAACCCUCGAAAACAUUGAUGAGUGGAGGUGGAAGCUCACCAUGCUUCUUCGCAAUAAAGACGACCACGAAGUUGUCUCCAGGGAGAAGAAGGACCGCCGUGAUUUCGACCAGCUUUCACCUUUAGCUACCAGGAUGGGUUUAUACAGCCGACAGUAUGCGAGAGUCCUUGUUUUUAGCAAGUCACCUUUGCCCAAUUACCGCCCUGAUUUGGAUGAUAAGCGUCCACAGAGAGAGGUAACCUUGCCGUUUACUGUUCAUAGAGAAGUAGACGCUCAUCUCCUUACCCAUCUUUCACAUAAGGCUACAAAAAGAAUAGGUGCUUUGGAUGAUUCAUUGCGUACAUCAAGUGAUGCUAGAGGCAUUCCUGCCAAUGAUGGAGUUUAUGAGCAGCCGGAGCCCAUGACCCAUAAUAGUGUUGUCAAGGAGAAAAUCCUUCAACGAAGAAGUUUGCAACUGCGUCAACAACAACAAGAUUGGCAGGAGUGUCCUGAAGGGCAAAAGAUGCUUGAACUUCGUAAAAGUCUUCCUGCAUUCAAAGCGAAGGAUGCAUUUCUGAAAGUCGUUUCAGAGAAUCAGGUUGUUGUUGUCUCAGGUGAAACUGGUUGUGGUAAGACCACACAACUUCCUCAAUACAUAUUAGAAACUGAGAUUGAAGCUGCACGUGGAGCUGCAUGUAAUAUAAUUUGCACUCAGCCCAGAAGAAUAUCUGCUAUGUCUGUUUCUGAAAGAGUUGCAGCAGAGCGAGGGGAUAAAUUGGGAGAAUCUGUUGGCUACAAAGUUCGUUUGGAGGGUAUGAAAGGGAGGGAUACUCGUCUUCUUUUUUGUACCACUGGUGUAUUAUUGCGGAGGCUACUUGUGGAUAGGAACUUAAAAGGUGUAACUCAUGUUAUUGUUGAUGAAAUUCAUGAACGUGGAAUGAAUGAAGAUUUUCUUCUCAUUGUCCUGAAGGAACUUCUCCCUCGUCGUCCUGAUUUGAGGUUAAUUUUGAUGAGUGCAACCUUAAAUGCUGAGCUUUUUUCUUCCUACUUUGAUGGUGCACCAACUAUGCAUAUACCUGGUUUUACAUUUCCAGUUCGAGCGCAUUUUCUUGAAGAUGUUCUGGAAAGGACUGGAUAUCGGUUGACUCCUAAUAAUCAAAUUGAUGACUAUGGUCAAGAAAAGACAUGGAAAAUGCAGAAACAAGCUCAAGCUUUCAGAAAUAAAAAGAGCCAGAUUGCUUCUACUGUUGAGGAUGCAUUAAAGGUUGCAGACAUUAAGGGAUAUAGCCUACGCACUCGAGAGUCAUUGUCUUGCUGGUGUCCUGACUCAAUUGGUUUUAACCUUAUUGAACACGUGCUUUGCCACAUUGUUAAGAAUGAAAGGCCAGGUGCUAUUCUGGUAUUUAUGACUGGUUGGGAUGAUAUAAACACUUUAAAGGAUCAGCUCCAAGCUCAUCCUUUGCUGGGUGAUCAGAGCCGAGUAUUACUUCUUGCAUGCCAUGGUUCUAUGGCCAGUGCUGAGCAGAAGUUGAUAUUUGAAAAUCCAGAAGGAGGGGUGAGGAAAAUUGUUCUUGCUACUAACAUGGCAGAGACUAGUAUUACCAUCAAUGAUGUUGUCUUUGUGGUAGAUUGUGGAAAAGCAAAAGAGACAUCAUAUGAUGCAAUAAAUAACACUCCUUGUUUGCUUCCGUCUUGGAUCUCAAAAGCUGCUUCGCGACAGAGAAGAGGAAGGGCUGGUCGUGUUCAACCCGGAGAAUGCUACCAUCUUUAUCCCAAAUGUGUUUAUGAUGCUUUUGCUGAUUAUCAAUUGCCAGAGCUUUUAAGAACACCUUUGCAGUCCUUAUGUCUGCAAAUUAAAACUCUACAACUUGGAAGCAUCUCUGAGUUUUUAUCCAGAGCUUUGCAGCAGCCAGAGCCUCUCUCGGUUCAAAAUGCUAUUGAAUAUUUGAAGACUAUUGGAGCCUUAGAUGAGAAUGAAAAUUUGACAGUUCUAGGGCACAAGUUGUCGAUGCUUCCUGUAGAACCCAAACUUGGCAAGAUGCUCAUUUUGGGAGCUAUCUUCAACUGUUUGGAUCCCAUAUUGACUGUUGUCGCUGGGCUUAGUGUGAGAGAUCCAUUUGUAAUGCCAGCUGAUAAGAAAGAUCUUGCAGACUCUGCUAAGGCCCAAUUUGCUGCUGACUAUAGUGAUCAUCUUGCACUUAUCCGAGCUUAUGAGGGUUGGAAGGAUGCUGAAGCACGGAAAACUGGUUAUGAGUAUUGUUGGCGAAAUUUUCUUUCUUCUCAAACACUUAAAGCAAUUGACUCUCUUCGAAAGCAAUUUUUUUACUUGCUCAAAGAUAUUGGUCUGGUUGAUAACAAUUCUGAAACCCACAAUACAUGGAGUCGUGAGGAUCAUCUAGUCCGAGCAGUUAUCUGUGCGGGUUUGUAUCCUGGAGUAUCCUCUGUUGUGAACAAAGAUAAGUCAAUAUCACUGAAAACAAUGGAGGAUGGUCAGGUUCUUCUGUAUGGUAACUCUGUAAAUGGCCGUGUAUCCAAAAUUCCAUACCCAUGGUUAGUGUUUAAUGAAAAGGUGAAAGUGAAUUCAGUAUUCCUUAGGGAUUCAACUGGUAUAUCUGAUUCCAUGCUGCUCUUAUUUGGUGGGAAUAUAUCCAGAGGCGGAUUAGAUGGUCACCUGAAAAUGUUGGGAGGGUAUUUGGAGUUUUUCAUGAAACCAGAAUUAGCCAAGACUUACUUAACUCUGAAGAGGGAAAUGGACGAACUUAUACAGAAAAAACUUCUGGAUCCCAUGUUGAAUAUACAAUCACAUGACAAGCUUCUUUCAGCUUUAAGAUUGUUGGUAUCAGAGGACCAUUGUGAUGGCAGAUUUGUCUUUGGUCGCCAGGCCCCAUCACAGUCAAAUAAGGCACUGAAAUACAAAAGUGGUGAUGGAGCUGAGGGUGAUAAUUAUAAAAAUCAGCUUCAAACAUUCCUUACCAGGGCUGGACAUGAACCGCCAACUUACAAGACGAAGCAACUAAAAAACAACCAAUUCCGUUCUACUGUCAUAUUCAACGGCUUGGACUUUGUUGGUCAGCCAUGCAAUAGCAAAAAACUGGCAGAAAAAUCUGCUGCUUCCGAGGCUAUUCUAUGGUUAAAAGGGGAUACCCAUUCUUCUGGUGGUAUUGACCAUGCAUCUGUUCUACUGAAAAAGAGCAGCAAGAAAAGUAGAAAAAGACCGUUUAGUGAUGCUAAAUGGAGUUGAGUUUUGGAUAGAUCUGUUGAUAGGGUGGUAUAUUGAAGAGGAGGAACUUGUCUAAGGUGAAGGCUAUGGUGCAAUGGAUUCAAGGAUCUUUUCCAAUCAUAACUUCUGUACAGAGCUAUUAGGGAUCUUGAAUCUGUCAGGUGCAGAUCUGAGCCCUUGUAUUUGUAAAAGGGUGAUUGCAUCCAGAGUCUUCCUAAAUACGGGGCAAUUCAAGUGUGUAUUUUUACAGUUGCUUUUGGCUAAUUCAUCCCUGAGCAGAGAUUAGCUACUGUACUUGCAAAAGAAUUCAUGAAAACAGAGGAGCUAGCAGCUAAAAUUUUGAUGCUGAUAAUAAGCUAUAGGAGAGCAUUAUGAGGCUUGUUACACCUGAGAUGAAUUAUUUUCAUGCUGAUACUGUAAGCUCUAGGAGAGAAUUCAACGAAAAGGCAUAUCAAUUUUGAUUUAUCCAAGUUCUGCAUUUGAAUAGAAAAACAAGAAAAAUUGAUUUAAAUUGUAUAAUUUUAAUAACCUCUAACCAUCAACUCCACUAUAGUUUCCGCCAUUUUGUUCACAUUCCACUGUAAAAUAAAUUGCGAAUAUCCAGCAAUGUUUUAAUUCUUCAUGAGUCA
Molecule: messenger RNA, 4214 nt
Organism: Lotus japonicus
Lineage: Eukaryota; Viridiplantae; Streptophyta; Magnoliopsida; Fabales; Fabaceae
Product: DExH-box ATP-dependent RNA helicase DExH3
Exons: 19
Coding region: 70-3606 (1178 amino acids)
Cellular component (GO): intracellular anatomical structure; nucleus
Molecular function (GO): RNA binding; ATP binding
Source: RefSeq, a predicted model, not a curated record